Molecule: messenger RNA, 234 nt
Organism: Didymodactylos carnosus
Lineage: Eukaryota; Metazoa; Rotifera; Eurotatoria; Philodinida; Philodinidae
Source: the annotation of a GenBank genome assembly
AUGCGAACGAAUUGUAAAGCAGAAAAAGUAGAGAUUUUAAGUUGUAAUUUGUCAGAUGAUGGUUUAUCAGUAAUUUGUGUUGGCAUGUUUCGUAUUGGAAGUACAUCAUUGAGAAAUGCAUUAGAAAUAUUGGGUAUUAGUAAGGGUUACCAUUAUGAGGUUAUGACCGAUAAACAUUUACAUGAUCAUCUUGAUUUAUGGCAACAAGCUGGCAAAGGUCAACAGGUUGAUUGA